This is a messenger RNA of Hypomesus transpacificus, 1010 nucleotides long. It is a transcript of the gene nhlh2, whose product is annotated as nescient helix loop helix 2. NCBI's taxonomy places the organism in Eukaryota, Metazoa, Chordata, Actinopteri, Osmeriformes, Osmeridae. Gene Ontology annotation, biological process: regulation of transcription by RNA polymerase II. The transcript has 2 exons. Gene Ontology annotation, molecular function: protein dimerization activity; DNA-binding transcription factor activity, RNA polymerase II-specific; RNA polymerase II cis-regulatory region sequence-specific DNA binding. The coding region runs from base 609 to 977 and encodes 122 amino acids. The record is from RefSeq and is a predicted model, not a curated record.
GCAUAUAAGCCGUCUUCUGGACCUGAUAACAUUUCGGGAAAACACAGAAGAGGAAAGAGCGGAUAAUCUAUGUGCUUUAAUAUUGACUGACUCUUGCACUCGGUGCACGAGGGCCUUUCUUAUCGCCGUCAUCAUCUCUGAAGAGGGAGGACAAAUAUCUACACUUAUAGCACAAUCUUAUCAACAAAACAAUCUAUUGUCUGCGCGCAGGGGGGUCACACGGCUCAUCGUGCAAGAGAUUUUUAGCGUUUAAAUCAGAAUCUUUCAGAGUUGCAGAGUUUGCUUUAAUAACCUAAUUAUACAUUUUGACGACUCUUAAGAUAACCAGUAAUUUUGCGUAAUUGCAGGGCUACAUGUGGGUCUUUGAACUGAUAGUUAGGCUAACUUGGGUGCCCAAAAAGUAAACAGCAAAUUGUCUGACGGCAACUAGCCUAUAUUAAUGGUUUGGAGGACCAAUUAAAAUGUUUUGUGUCCAAAACCAAAGAGAAGAAAAUAGUUAAUUUGGAAUUCUAUAAAAUACAAGAAAUCCUUUGAGAUUACCUGUGCCUGAACAGAUUCAAGGUAUUUGGGAUAGAAUAGGCUCUGGUAAAUCACAAAACAGACUGAAAAUGAUGCUGAGUCCAGACCAGACUGACUCGGACCUCGCAUGGGGUCAGUCCGACCCAGAGUCAGUGCUGAAUGACAUCAAGGUUGGAUGCCUGUCCGACGAGCCCAUGGAGGGGGAGGGGAAGACGAGGUCGCUGGCCCCCCCGGCCCUCAGCAGGGAGGAGAAAAGGAGGAGAAGGCGCGCCACAGCAAAGUACCGCUCGGCCCACGCCACGCGCGAGAGGAUCCGCGUGGAAGCUUUCAAUGUUGCCUUCGCUGAACUGAGAAAAUUGCUGCCGACUCUGCCCCCUGAUAAGAAGUUGUCCAAAAUUGAGAUUCUGAGACUUGCAAUAUGUUAUAUCUCUUACCUAAAUCACGUUUUAGAUGUGUAGCCUACAGUCAAAAGGCAGAGGUUAUCUGGUGCC